Arabis nemorensis is the source of this 1215-nucleotide messenger RNA. NCBI's taxonomy places the organism in Eukaryota, Viridiplantae, Streptophyta, Magnoliopsida, Brassicales, Brassicaceae. The record is from the annotation of a GenBank genome assembly.
AUGGUGUUCGAAGUGAAUGAAAUCGAUUUGGAGUAUGAGUUUGAUGCUGCUCGUUGGUACGAUUUCACUCGAGAGGAAUUGGAUUUGGAGUCUCGUAAUGCUGAACUCUGGUUUCAAACUGCUCAAUCUUACUCACCGUCUCCUUUUGCAAUCAAACUGUUAAUGAGAGAGGAAGUCUCUUCAAAAUCAGAAGAUGUGGAAGUUACAGAACAUGUCCGGGGGAGCGACCGAGAAAUCAGGCAGCAACCAGAUGUGAAUGAAACAGGACAUGGAAUGAGGUCUGAGGUUUUUACAUUCAUUCAAGGUGGUAGUAGUUUGAAGAAAGUUCCAAAUCAGUCUUUAUCUAAAGGACCAACAUUUAGCAAUCGCAUACACACUGAUAAACUAAAAAGCCUACUGAAGUCGAGCAUUAAGCCCAGAAGCUCGACAUUGAUGAAACCUACUGCUAGCCAAUUGGCAAAACUAGAUAGUGCCAGACUUCAAAUGCAAGGAGAUCAAGUUAAGGAGAAAGGCUUGUGUCCUUCAUCUGGAUCUGAAAGUCAAGCUGCUAAAAGACAGAAGCUUGAUGGAGGUCUACUUCGUAAGGUUGCUGAAACGACGCAGGAGAUGAAUUUUGUCCACAAGGCACUCAAGAAGGAUCUUGAUAAAAACUCUCAACAUGCCAGGACGAAGAUUACUGUCCCACAGGAGCCUGAUUUUGCAACAUCACAUAGAGCAAAUAGGAUACGGCACAAGCACGAUGCUAAGCUGGACCAGGACUCAACAUCAGUAUAUAGAUUCAAAGCACGGCCCUUGAACCGAAAAAUCUUUGAGGCUCCAUCAUUACCCAUCCGGAAGAAGAGCACUCCUAAACUACCAGAGUUUCAAGAAUUUCGCUUGAAGACCUCAGAAAGAGCUAUGCAGCAUUCAUCAGCAGUAUCAACGUCAUCAUAUCGGGGGCCAGAUACGCCUGAUACGACAGCUUUUCUUGACGGUGUUAACAGGGAGCCAAGGAGACCAAGAGGUACGGAUCUACCUAAGGAUGAUGAUGAUGGAAAACACCUUUUCAAAGCUCGUCCUCUUAACAAUAAGAUACUUCCAAGUAGCCGCGAUAUUGGCAUUUUCAGGAAAAGCAAGCGAGAAACUACAGUUCCUUUGCUCUCCUUAACAUCCGAGCUCCAGCUAAACAAUGGCUCUCGCUUAAGAUUUCCUCAGCCUGAACAAGUAAAGGUGUAA